This is a messenger RNA of Glycine soja, 756 nucleotides long. RefSeq lists its product as uncharacterized. Lineage: Eukaryota; Viridiplantae; Streptophyta; Magnoliopsida; Fabales; Fabaceae. The coding region runs from base 61 to 510 and encodes 149 amino acids. The record is from RefSeq and is a predicted model, not a curated record. The transcript is spliced from 4 exons.
UAGCAAAUAAAAAUCGAUUGCCACAAUCUAUGUGUCUUCGAAGUUAACCAAAAAAUAAUAAUGGAGGUGCAGCAAUGGUGGAGGCUCAGAUUCUCCUUCAGGAAUGCAACCAUGGUCGUGUGUUUCCUUAACAUAAUCACUGCAAUCUUCUUGCUUCAUGCUUUUCUCACCUCUGCUUACACCCGCAACAAAUUCUCCAACGCUAACUCAAACUCAGCUCAACUCAAUUACAUUAAGGAAUCUGAAGAGAUUCGACUUGCCAUGCUACCGGUGGAACUGAUAAAAAGAGUGAGGGAGAUUGAGCAGGAAGUAUACACUGAACCAGAAACUGCCCAGAAGAAAGACACAAAGCUGACUGCUGCAGUUGAUCUGUCUAAAAGGUUAAAGGAUUUCCGUUCCUUGAAUGAUGCUGCCAGCUUGAAAGCUUUGGAGGAAUGGCGAAAGAGGAAGAUGGAGAGGGCCAGACAAAGAGAAUUGGAGAAAAAUGGAACAACUUCUUCUCAAGCUUGACUUUAUAUAUUCUCUUAUAUCAAGUGAAAGUUGACAUGCUGAUUUCAAUACAUAAUGGGACAAUUAGUAGUCAUUUAGUGUACACUGUAUAGCAUCUUUAAGAUUUUCCACAGCUUAUGUUAUAAAGGAAUCUUUCUUCGGACAGAAUUUGUGAUUGAUAGUUUGAUACUAUUACUCAUCUACUUUAGUUUUCUUUAUAUUUUAAAAAUUAAAAUAAAUAAUUUACCAUCUUUCUUGAUCUUGUCU